This is a messenger RNA of Pestalotiopsis fici W106-1, 774 nucleotides long. RefSeq lists its product as uncharacterized. Lineage: Eukaryota; Fungi; Ascomycota; Sordariomycetes; Amphisphaeriales; Sporocadaceae. The coding region runs from base 1 to 774 and encodes 257 amino acids. The record is from RefSeq and is a predicted model, not a curated record. The transcript has 2 exons.
AUGAGCUACGGGCCAAUAUCCAUGGACUCGCACAAAGAGGCGAUGGCAAGGUCGCUUCCUUAUCAAGCGGGCUUGGAGAUAGCGCCUCAGUACCAUGACCAAGACCCUCAGCAUGUCCACCCCCAGUACACAGAGAAUUUCCAGGGCCCACCGACCCCCCCUCUGAUCAAACCAGAACAAAAGCCAGAGCGUACAAUACUUGGCAUGCGAAGGACAACAUUUCUGCUUUCAGUGGCACUGGUCAUAGUUAUUAUCGCAGCGGCUGUAGGGGGUGGGGUUGGCGGCUCCAUGGCGGCCAUGAACAAGAAAAGCUCCGCAUGUGACGACGGAUAUUCCGCUACGGCGACUGUCACCGCCACAGCAACCGUCACUGCAGCGGUAGUCUCCGGCGCGACUGGCACGUCGACUUCAGAUGGUCUGGUUGUACCAACGGGUGUUGUGGCGCUGGAUUGCCCAUCGCUGACCGACGUGGAUCAAAUCAUCACGCUGUCCGACUCUGUAUCGACAUUUAAACCAACAUGCGGCACAAACUACUUUGGCGCGGAUAUUGUUUCUGUCAUUUCGUACACAUUUAAUGAUUGUCUUCGGGGUUGUGCGUCCAUGAACUACUAUUUGGGCAACACGACCUGUGCUGCCGUUUCUUUCGUUGCCAAUCAAACUUAUCAAAUACCCCAGAAUUACGGUAAUUGCUUUCUCAAGACGAGCACUGGAAGAACGGAUACAGGAUUGGGCGACGGAAUCGUAAGCGCAUCUCUUACGUCUCAUACAACUUAG